Messenger RNA from Phycomyces blakesleeanus NRRL 1555(-), 900 nucleotides. RefSeq lists its product as hypothetical. The transcript has a single exon. Lineage: Eukaryota; Fungi; Mucoromycota; Mucoromycetes; Mucorales; Phycomycetaceae. The coding region runs from base 35 to 652 and encodes 205 amino acids. The record is from RefSeq and is a predicted model, not a curated record.
UCCACUUCUUGGUUAGUUUAUUCCACUUUUUGACAUGCUUACACUUGCUCUUGGUUAUAUAUCUGUGCCAGUUGCAAUCGAGGCAUCUGUACGCUCUAAUGUCACACCUGCAAAUCCAUUCCCAUGGACUCUUGGUAACACCCUUUCGAUCGCCUGCUUUGUGAGCAAACCGCCGACAUCAUAUCCCACCGUAGCAAAACACAUUCUUGGGAUCCCUCCAGAUGCCACCCGGGCUGAUCAAGAGUUAUUUAGUUUAAUAUCCUCUUCGCUUAAUGCACAAUCUCAACAACGUUUGUGGGCAAUGAUCAUUCUCCAAGAUGGACUAGUUGGUGUCUUGAGCUCAAGUAAUGCAAGCAAGCUUGUCCUUCAGAUUGUCGAACCUACUGCAUGCCUCCCGUACCCACUACCAAGCUUUAGUCCUCAAGCAGCCAAUUUUGGACCCAAAUUGUCACAAGAACAAUUGAUGGGAUACCCUGUAUAUAUUCAGCAACUGUGUCAGCAGUGGCCAGAUCCAGCUGCGUCUGCAAGCCUUCAUGCGGUGGCCCAAGAAGUUUAUCAAAUCGCACUCCUGUAUGGUUACUGGAACCUUUGGCGCGUAGUAGUCGGAAUUUGUGAACGAUUUGGGAUUGAUCCUCAGAAAUUGAUCGCCUAAAAAAAACCAAGGAAAAAAUCCUCCCUUGUUUUGUCGUUAUUCAUUACGAUAUACUGACCGCAUGCGUAACCUUGCCAUUUUCCAUUAUUGAUAUUUAAGUUAAUUCCGCAUUAUCUUCACUUCACUUUUAUCACUUUACGAAAAUCUAGCUUUAUUUCUAUACAUACAUGCACAUACAUAUAUACGUGUGUAUGUGUGGUGUCAUAUAUAAUAAUUGUAAUGAAUAAAUAGAGGAAUAUGUAUAAAGU